CCGCCUCCUCCUGACGCUCCCCGAGUUCCGUGAGGGGCGGGCCGGAGAGAAGGGCCGGCCCUGACAGGAGAGAGCGUGUUAACCCGUCACCUCAGCGCCAGUGGGCUGGCUGCAGCCCCGCCCCUCUCCCCUCCUUAAAGGACGUGAAUUACAUGUUCGGCAUCGUAGGCAUCCCGGUUACCGAAAUCGCUCUUGCUGCGCAGGAGGUGGGCAUCAGAUACAUCGGGAUGAGGAAUGAGCAGGCAGCUUGCUAUGCUGCCUCUGCAGUUGGAUAUCUGACAGGCAGGCCAGGAGUUUGCCUUGUUGUUUCUGGCCCAGGUCUCAUCCAUGGUUUGGGCGGUAUGGCAAAUGCAAACAUGAACUGUUGGCCCUUGAUUGUGAUUGGUGGUUCCUCUGAAAGAAGUCAGGAAACAAUGGGAGCCUUCCAGGAAUUUCCUCAGGUUGAAGCUUGUAGAUUAUAUAGCAAGUUCUCUGCCCGGCCAAGUAGCAUAGAAGCUAUUCCGUCUAUUAUCGAAAAGGCAGUGAGAAGCAGUCUUUAUGGUCGUCCAGGUGCUUGCUAUGUCGACAUACCUGCAGAUUUCGUGAACCUCCAGGUGAAUGUGAAUUCUAUAAAGUAUGUGGAGUGCUGUAUGCCACCUCCUAUUAGCAUGGCAGAAACCUCUGCUGUAUCCACGGCAGCAUCUGUUAUUAGGGAUGCCAAGCAGCCCCUUGUCAUCAUUGGGAAAGGUGCCGCUUAUGCCCAUGCAGAGGAGAGCAUCAGGAAGUUGGUGGAGCAGUGUAAGUUGCCGUUUCUGCCCACCCCCAUGGGAAAGGGUGUGAUCCGUGACAACCAUCCAAACUGUGUAGCUGCUGCCAGAUCCAGGGCUUUGCAAUUUGCUGAUGUAAUUGUGUUACUUGGUGCCAGAUUAAAUUGGAUUUUGCAUUUUGGACUGCCUCCAAGGUAUCAGCCAGACGUGAAGUUUAUCCAGGUUGAUAUCUGUGCAGAAGAAUUGGGGAAUAAUGUAAGGCCUGCUGUGACCUUGCUUGGAGACAUAAAUGCUGUCACUAAACAGCUUUUAGAAGAAUUUGAUAAAACACCAUGGCAGUAUCCUCCUGAGAGCAAGUGGUGGAAAGUUCUGAGAGAAAAAAUGAAGAGCAAUGAAGCUUUAUCCAAGGAAUUAGCUUCCAAAACAUCUCUGCCUAUGAACUAUUACACAGUAUUCCACCAUGUUCAAGAACAACUACCCAGAGACUGUUUUGUGGUGAGUGAAGGAGCAAAUACUAUGGAUAUUGGACGCACUGUGCUUCAAAACUACCUUCCUCGCCACAGACUUGAUGCUGGUACUUUUGGAACAAUGGGAGUCGGUUUGGGAUUUGCCAUUGCAGCUGCUAUAGUGGCUAAAGAUAGAAACCCAGGGCAGCGGGUCAUCUGUGUGGAAGGAGACAGUGCAUUUGGAUUUUCUGGCAUGGAAGUAGAAACCAUCUGCAGGUACAACUUGCCAAUUGUACUUUUGGUGGUGAAUAAUAAUGGAAUUUAUCAAGGUUUUGAUACAGAUAGUUGGAAGGAAAUGUUAAAAUUUGGAGAUGCUACUACAGUGGCCCUUCCAAUGUGUCUUCUGCCCCACUCACAUUAUGAGCUUGUCAUGACUGCAUUUGGAGGCAAAGGGUAUUUUGUACAAACACCAGAAGAACUCCAGAAAUCCCUGAGGCAGAGCCUGGCAGACACAACUAAUCCCUCCCUCAUCAACAUCAUGAUUGAGCCACAGGCCACUCGGAAAGCCCAGGAUUUUCACUGGCUGACCCGGUCUAAUCUGUAAAUAAAGAUGCCAAUGAGUGACUUGAAGAGUCACUCUUUCCUAUAAGAUGGAACUUUAUUUUUCACAACGAAAUUACUAUAAUGUUAAAAUUGUCAUGUAAAAAUUAAAUAAAACAUUUCUAAAUGACA
Molecule: messenger RNA, 1924 nt
Organism: Dama dama (fallow deer)
Lineage: Eukaryota; Metazoa; Chordata; Mammalia; Artiodactyla; Cervidae
Gene: HACL1
Product: 2-hydroxyacyl-CoA lyase 1
Exons: 17
Coding region: 153-1796 (547 amino acids)
Biological process (GO): fatty acid alpha-oxidation
Cellular component (GO): peroxisome
Molecular function (GO): thiamine pyrophosphate binding; magnesium ion binding; catalytic activity
Source: RefSeq, a predicted model, not a curated record